Echinops telfairi (small Madagascar hedgehog) is the source of this 1360-nucleotide messenger RNA. RefSeq names its product mitotic spindle organizing protein 1 (gene MZT1). Gene Ontology annotation, cellular component: gamma-tubulin ring complex; interphase microtubule organizing center; spindle. The transcript has 3 exons. Lineage: Eukaryota; Metazoa; Chordata; Mammalia; Afrosoricida; Tenrecidae. Gene Ontology annotation, biological process: gamma-tubulin complex localization; mitotic spindle assembly; microtubule nucleation by interphase microtubule organizing center. Bases 27 to 203 code for a protein of 58 amino acids. The record is from RefSeq and is a predicted model, not a curated record.
CCAAUCUGAAUGCGGUGAGAGAGACCAUGGACAUUCUGCUUGAGAUUUCAAGGAUUUUGAAUACUGGCUUAGAUAUGGAAACCCUGUCUAUUUGUGUGCGGCUUUGUGAACAAGGAAUUAACCCUGAAGCUUUAUCAUCGGUUAUUAAGGAACUUCGAAAGGCCACUGAAGCACUAAAGGCUGCUGAAAAUAUGACAAGCUGAUUUUUCUGAAGAAAUCUUGAUAAGAUAUGUCAAGCUCUGCAAGAAGAUAGAAGAUUGCAUUGUAGUCAAGAACGUAGAAUGAAAUUAUUGCAUGCAGCAGCGUAGGAGCAUUUUCCUUUUAAAGAGAAUUACAAAACCAUAGCUUUAUAAAUCAGUGGAAAGUGGCUUACAGAGAAACCUGAUGUGUUUACUUCGCUUCUUCUUUUUUAAUAGCUCUAAUGCUUUGGCAUCACGAUGUACAUCAUAUUUAUGUAUUCCUUAUUUAUAGCUAGGAUAGCUUUAAUUUUCUAAAGAGUCUAUCAGAGGUGCACAUCUGCUGUGCCUGGUUGCGGGUUUAGUGCAACCCAUCAGUAGUGAUGUAGUUAUGACUUGUUGACAUUUCCAUUAUAAACUUUAAUUUUGAAUUGUUUAUGCAUAUAAGAACUGUGGGUAUAUGUUGUAUUCAGCUGAGGGUUGACAGAAUUACAGCUACCGUUUGUGAAUUUUUAUUUCAAUUCAUUAUAUGCAUCAUAGUCCUGUUUUAUAUGUGAGCAUGAAGAACAUUUCUUAGAAUUGUCUCUUUAAUGCAGAAUAUUUAGUUUUUUAAGCAUAAAUUUUAGCUGACAAUUCAUGUGAACCAGGUCACUUUUGUAUUGAAAAAUAAAAAGUAAUGACAAGACUAGUAUUAUUUUUGGCUUGAAUCAUUUAACUCUGAGAAUAUGAGUUGAGAAUGUUUCUAAGUUUGAUAGCCUAUAAAUAAAACGACCUAAAAUAAAAGAUGUCUGAAUUGACACAGAGCCAGCAUGCAAAAUUCAUUUUCACUUUUAUUAUGUAAAAGUAAUCUGAGUGCUUACUUAAUAAAUCUUGAGUGGCUAACUAAUAAAUCACUAGAUGGAAAGUGUCUUUCAGAUGAAAGUGUUAAUUUUCUUUUGAAGAAAUAGGAUCUUCUAGUCAUUGUCAAAAACUAAAUGAUCAAAUGUCCUACCUGAGGAAUCAUAACUAUGUCUUUUGAAGAUCAGUUUGCUGUGUCAUUAUUUUCCCUUAGAUGUUUUAUCUAGCCAAAGUGAGCAUUCAAAGUAAAUCUUUUAAAAAGAUACUGAUUUUGUUUCUGUAAGAGUCUUGGUGGAGGUUUUUUUUUUUCUGAAAUUAAAAUGGAUACAAUCUGACUUUGAAUAUUA